AUGCCAUCUAAUUCAGAUACCAAUAUCACAGCUAUGUUCAAAUGCAGUUAUUCCGGUUGCACCGCCAGUUAUCAGCGCAAAGAGCAUCUACGUCGCCACCAGAUAAGACACUCCCAGCAACAAAUAUUUCCAUGCUCGAAUUGUGACCGUGAGUUCGCACGCAGAAGCGAUACUUUACGGCGCCAUGUCUGGCAGCAUCAUGGAAUAAAAAAGCCAUCCACACGAGCCCGGCGAGCGUGUGAAAGCUGCCGAGCUACAAAAUCACGUUGCCAAGGAGAUCAACCAUGCAGUGAAUGUCUACGCCGCGGGAUCGAGUGCAGUUUCAAAGAUCAUAGAGAUGAAGAGAAAGAAGCUAGUGCACCACUUGAUCCCACUCUGGUCUCUGAAAAAAGAGACCACUAUAUUUCGCUUUACUUCGAGAAGUUCCAUGCCAGAUGGCCAUUCAUCCACAGAGGAUCGUUUGAAGCUAGUCGCGAAGCACCUCUUCUUAUUCAAUCAAUGGUAGUCCUGGGGAUGUGGACUAGUGGGGAAGAGACAGUGCGAAAGGCUGCAGUGGACCUUCAUAAUAACCUCGACUUGGCUAUUCGACAACAAAAGCACAAAUGGGAUGCUUCGGAGGUAGAGGAGGCGUGUAGUGAUUGCAAGUGGCCAAUACCAACUUACCAAGCUAUCCUCCUGCAUAUCAUAUUUUCAAUAAUGCAUGCAAGUGGCGGUACGCUCGACUUGGAUUUACGCUUCAGUCUUGCGCCCAACAGACUCGAGCUACUCAUGGGCUUGGUGCGGAGUUGUCGGAAGCUAGGUAUGUUUCAUUAUCCCAAUAUUCUUGAACGUUAUCGAGAAGUCGAUGUUUUCACCUAUGUCUGGGUAUGCAUUGAAGAAGUCAAACGGUUUGAUCUUGCUUUGUACAAGGUCUGUGGAAAGUUGACUGGCUUGGGUUCUGGGGGAAAUCUAGAUGUGGGUGGCAGCUCCCUGUUCAGUGCCGAAGAAUUGCAAUUUCCCAUGCCAAAUAAUUGUUCCUUAUGGCAUGCUGUUGGUCGAGAUCAGUGGAUAUCGGCUCUUGAAGGGAAACUGGUGGAUUUGGAUGACCUGGCCCAGGACAGUUGGAUAUCAAAUUCAGCUGGGCUUUUGAACUUUUUGUGCGGUGUAUAA
Molecule: messenger RNA, 1149 nt
Organism: Penicillium brevicompactum
Lineage: Eukaryota; Fungi; Ascomycota; Eurotiomycetes; Eurotiales; Aspergillaceae
Exons: 3
Coding region: 1-1149 (382 amino acids)
Biological process (GO): regulation of transcription by RNA polymerase II; DNA-templated transcription
Cellular component (GO): chromatin
Molecular function (GO): DNA-binding transcription factor activity, RNA polymerase II-specific; RNA polymerase II cis-regulatory region sequence-specific DNA binding; zinc ion binding
Source: RefSeq, a predicted model, not a curated record